This is a messenger RNA of Melanotaenia boesemani (Boeseman's rainbowfish), 2142 nucleotides long. RefSeq names its product glutamate receptor U1 (gene grik6). Gene Ontology annotation, biological process: modulation of chemical synaptic transmission; synaptic transmission, glutamatergic; monoatomic ion transport. Gene Ontology annotation, cellular component: AMPA glutamate receptor complex; plasma membrane; dendritic spine. Bases 116 to 1519 code for a protein of 467 amino acids. Gene Ontology annotation, molecular function: AMPA glutamate receptor activity; transmitter-gated monoatomic ion channel activity involved in regulation of postsynaptic membrane potential. The record is from RefSeq and is a predicted model, not a curated record. The transcript has 10 exons. NCBI's taxonomy places the organism in Eukaryota, Metazoa, Chordata, Actinopteri, Atheriniformes, Melanotaeniidae.
CUCCCUCCUGACACAUAUGAGUCUGAAAAACUUCCUCUCGCAGCUUACUGGGGUCUGUUUGCAGCUGAUGUGCCAGUCCAGCAGUAACUUCUUGGACUCUUUCUCAGUGUAAAGGAUGGAAAUCAACAGAAACAGGAUGCUGUUUGUUUUCCUUUUGUCUUCUUGGAUCUUCCUUGACAUAGGAGUGUGUACUGCAGCAUCCGUACAAUCAGAGCUGAGAAUAACAACAAUAAAGCAAGAGCCAUAUACGAUGUCCAAAGGUGUCCACCUGGAGGGCUUUUGCAUGGAUCUGCUUUCUGAAGUGGCCAAGAAAGUGGGCUUCAAGUACAAAGUGCAGCUGGUGAAAGAUGGUUCAUAUGGCAGACAAGAUGAGAUUGGGAACUGGAAUGGGAUGAUUGGAGAGGUGGUGAGAGGGGAGGCAGACCUUGCGAUUGCUCCUCUGACUCUUACUGCAGCCCGGGAGAAGGCUGUGGGCAUGACCAAACCCUUUAUGCAGACAGGCAUCAGCAUCCUGCUAAGAAAGGACAUCUCAGAAGGCGCCGGCUUCUUUGAUUUUCUGACUCCCUUCACACUGGAAACCUGGAUUGGCAUACUCAUUGCCUACAUGGGGACUGCUGCUUGCAUCUUUGUAGUGACCCGACUCAGCCCGUGUGAGUGGAGUCAGCCUCAGAGUGAGCAAAGCAGAUUCAGUUUCCUCCAAAGUCUGUGGUACACAGUCGGAGCUCUGACACUACAAGGCGCUGGUCCUCAUCCCAAAGCCGUUUCCGGACGUGUCAUCUGCUGCAGCUGGUGGAUAUUUUCUGUUGUCGUCUUGGCUUGUUAUUUCUCCAACCUCAGUUCAUCUAAAACUCAGGAGUCGAGUCACCUGACGGUAAAAGGGUUUGAGGACUUGGCCAAUCAGGACAUGAUUGAAUAUGGCUGCUUGGCUGGUUCCUCCACCCUUGCUUUCUUCAAGAAUUCAAACAACCCAGUGUACCGUAGAAUCUACGAACACAUGGAAAGAACAAAGAGUUUUGUGUCAUCUAUGGAUGAGGGUGUCCAACGUGCAAAAGAGGGGAACUUUGCCUUCAUUGGCGAGUCUGUUUCUCUGGACUUGGCAGUAGCUCGUUACUGUGAGCUGGUCAGAGCACAUGAAGUCGUUGGCAUGAGGGGAUACAGCAUUGCUGCGGCCCUCGAUUCCCCAAUCAUAAAGAACCUCAGUGUGGCAAUUCUUCAGCUGAGCGAAGCGGGUGAACUCGCUUACCUGAGAAGCAAAUGGUGGGCAAGCAGCUGCAUAGCAGACAAGGCCAAGUCUUCAGCUGUGCAGUUGCACAGUCUCAAGGGGAUGUUCCUGGUCCUCUCUUUGGGCCUCGGUCUGGGGACACUUCUGGCUGUCCUGGAACUCACCUUCAAGAGUCGCAGAAAUGCAGCAGAGCAGGGGAAGUCAUGCUGCAAUGUGCUAACUGAGGAGCUGAGUCUACGCUUGAGGAACACCAACUCAAAUAAAUCCCAGGAAAAUGCAGACAAAGAGAAAGCAUAGAUUUGAUAUUUUAACCAUUAACUAGUCUAAAAAUGUAUUUCUUUUAACUUUUAGUUAGAAUUUUAUCUCAUAUUUCACAGAAAUGUCUUAUGUUAUGUACCUCUUAUUCAAUGAAAACAAUUACAUUUAAAAUGUAAAAACUCACAUUUUAUUAAAAUAUAUAAUUUAUUGCUUUUCACUUAUUAACUCUAAAGUUUUAAUGAAAAAUCAAAUAUUGAAUUUUAUAAAAAAAAAAGAAAGUAAUACACAUUGAGAUCCAAGUUUACACUUAAUAUCUAACAACUUGACUAACAAAUUAAAAUAACGUGUUUCAUACUCAUUAUUCUGUUUACAACUGUGCUAUGAGCUCUUUUGUACAGUUGGCAGCAGCAUCAUGGGAUUUCAGAAGUUUACUUUUUAAUACCUAUUAAGCUUAAAAAAAUGUGAUGUAAACAUUCCAGCUGGACUAAAAAAUAAAAUGAAACUGCUAUCACUUAAUCCCCCUCCUCAUCUUCCUUCCUCCAUUUGUGAGGUUUUGGGCUGUUUUUCUUCUUCUUUUCCAAAUGACUUUCAUGUCUUUGGUGUCAUGAAUCUGAACUGUCAUCUAAUCAAGAAAAUAAGAAUAAAAGGAAAAUGAAAUGCCA